AUGGACAACGCGCUAGGAAAGCUCCCCGCUACACGGUGGGACCGCCUGGUCGCGGUGCUGGAAGAAAACGAGCCCGAGCGGGCCAUCGAUGCCCUACGCAUCCUGGAGCAGGCCAAGAAGCUGAACUUGUCCGACUUUGAGCUAUUCUAUCUUCUUCUCAAACGCUACCAGGAGAGGCAACCGAGGAUCUUGAUAGACGUGGUGAGCCUCUACGCUAUGAUGAGUACGUGGAUGGAGUGGAUCGUGCAGGUGCAGUGCUGCCUGGACGCACAGAGGAAUAAGAUGGACGCCAGCAGCUCUUUCCACACCGCCAAGGUAGAGCUGGGGUCGGUGCAAACCUCAUCCGACUUGGCUGACUAUGGGCAAACGCUGCCGUUCCCCUCCAGUAACAACUCCUCAAGCCGUUUAAUUUCCUCAAAUCCAGUGGACAGCUCCACGAACGGCGACAAUGGCUGCGGCAGUCAGCUGGACAGCCCCGUCCGUGCCUCCCACAACGGGGCUUCGUCAACCUUGCGUGGGCUUCGUAGAAAAUCGGACUGCCGCAGUCUCUCGACUAGACCUCACUUGUGCUUCGAACUCGGCCCUGGCUGGAAGUGGGACGGCUUGCUGGACUUUCUGCGCAACGGACGCGUGCUGAGCUGCCUUGUUGAGGAGGCUCUGGGCCUCUGUGGCAAACUUGAGGCGCUGCAGGAUCACCUCUCUUGCCCAGAGACGCUGAGUCUGAGCACUGACGAGAUCUUGCACCCGUCGCCGACAGACAUGAAUCGUGUCAUUAAGGACGUAGCCAUCGACGGAGCAACCGGCGGGGCCAGCGCGAACGAGUCCUUUAGCCCACAGAGCUACCUCUCCACCCUCGACUCGUCACAGCUGAGCUGCAGCCGACGUGGCAACGUGAAGCUUUCGAAGACACUAAAAAUGAUCGAGGAGCAAAGGAAAAACCUCGCGGCGACCGAGCAGUGGGUGCGGAAGCUGAAUGACAUGUGCGAGCGCUUUCUCGGUUGGGAAAGGUCAGCGCACAAUAACAGCGUCUUCUUCGAUCUUUGCAACCUCAACAACUUUGUACGCCCCCUCCACUCAGACGACGCACACUUGCUCUACCGCCUGCAUUGGCUCGCCGUGGCGCUCUACCGCGUCGUCAACGACCCGUCCAUCAUACCGGCGCCGCCGCGCAUGAGCUUCAUUGUAUGCCGCGACGACCUUUCCGGACUGCUGGACACAUCUGAGGAGGACAAUGAAAUAGACCUUUUGGUGGCUGCCAAGCGCAGUUGUCUCCCGCUCAAAACGCGUCUGAGCGUGACUAUGAAGGAUGCCAGCAUCAUGCAACUGCACCACCCCGACAUGAAGGCCAGCCCCCGUCUCCUGCGGUGUGCUCUAGUCAAGGGCGAUGUAUUUGUUUACUUUGAAGAGUACCACGCCUUCGUCCCGGUUUGGUCAGUCUUCCAGUACUUCAUUCAGCACCUUGACGAGUUGACCUGGCGCUUCGAGGUGAGCCGCGAAGAACGGGAGCAAGAGCAGCAGGUGCUCGGGACGACAUUUUCAUUGAUGCACGGACGCCUCGGUGCCACCGAUGACUUCACCGUCAACAAUGGAGGCGCGACGUUUGACCUCACAAUACGCAGUUCCACCGUGCGACAUAACCGCCAGCGCAGGCCAUCAGAGGCUCCGAGCAACACCCAGUCGAUGUGGAGCUCGACCACCCCCAACCCCUUUGAUUUGUUAGUUGACUGCAAGGCGCCCGUCACGGUGCUGCCGCGAUCUUUUUCCCAUCGGUCAGUGACACAGGCCGGCACCGGCAUCGAGGGUGACAUCGCUGUGGCGAAGGCGCUGCUAAGCCGCAUGUCAACCUCGUCCUCCCACUCUGCCGAACCAUCCCUGUCGUCUCACUCGUCACCGAAUACUACAAGACCUGAUUACAUUCCACUACCACCCCUCAACCUGGCUACUGGCGAGGGCAUCACGAACAAAUCUUACGCCGUCUCGUCGACCACUGACGGAGCUUCUACCGCUGCCGCCCCCAGCGCAUCAGCAUCGGGCAUCGGCAUAGCUUUGAAUGCCAUCAACCCCCCCGUUUCAGACUCGUCGACGUCUGCGUACAUGGUAUCUCCUCUCGCCCCUAAGCUAUGGAGCGAGGCGCGUGACGAGUCAGCUGAGGACCAGGGACCCCUCUCGCGAGAGACGGCGACGCUCAUGGUAGAAAGGAAGGAUACUGUGGAGUGUGACUGCAAUGCUGGCGUUAUCUCUAACGAUGCGGCGCCGAUGACGUCGUCCUGCGCUGUUUCCUGCACCCCCACCCCACAGGUGGUGGUGGCUAGGGAGGCACACCUUCACUACGGGAUCGACGCGCUGAACAAGGACGAAGAGCUGAUCAGCGAUGCGACGAUGACGCUGAUGAGUAGCGGGAGCUACAUGAGCACCCGAAACUUCACUGCAUCAGUGUUCCAAGAGUCGGAGCCGAGCGGCAUCGCGCUUUUUCCCCACCGCUUCCGCGUAAGCAGCGGCCCCAUCGGGAAAGGUGCCUUUGGUGCUGUAUACAAGGCUCUGAAUCUAGAUACGGGCCGAAUCGUGGCGGUGAAGCAGUCGCGCUACUCGUACGAUGACAAUACGGCAGACCUCAACUGGCGUGAGUUUCGAAUGUGGUCGAUGCUGCCACCGCACCCGAGCGUCAUCACCUUCUACGGUGCCUCGAGGGAGGUGGACACGCACCAGCUACUACUCGUGAUGGAAUACGCCAGUGGUGGCAGCAUUGUGCAGCUGUACCGCCAAUUUUGGCCCAUUCCGGAGUCACUCUUUUACGAUCACGCGCUCGGCAUAGCCCGUGGUCUGAAGCAUCUGCACGACUACAAUGUAAUUCACGGCGACGUGAAGCCAGAGAAUGUGCUGACGCGUUCAGAUGGCAGUGUGGCUAUCUCUGAUUUUGGGUGCAGCCGCUUCUCGCUUGUCGGCACCGACAGCGACAGCUCUUCGUUUCGUUCGUCCCUGCGAGAGAGCGGCUCCUUGUUGUUAUUCGGGACGGCUGCGUACAUGGCGCCGGAGGUGAUCUUGAAUGAACCACACCUCAAGUCGGAUGUGUGGGCCUACGCGUGUACGCUGUUGCAGCUGUGGCUGAGGGAGGCACCGUGGUCCACUGGGGAGCGCUGCUUCUCAGCGCUGGACGCCAUUCCGCUCAUGUUCUACAUUGCGACUGAGGAGGUGGUGCCCUUCACGACGGAGCAGCUUGAGCGGUCUCCGGGGUGGCUGCAGCGCAUCGCACAGCGCGCGUUUGAGCGAAGUGUGGAGCGGCGCUGCUCCAUGGCCGAAAUCAUCAGCAUCUUGGGCGAGCACCGCCGAUCAUCCUGA
Leishmania braziliensis MHOM/BR/75/M2904 is the source of this 3336-nucleotide messenger RNA. Its product is annotated as putative protein kinase. Gene Ontology annotation, biological process: protein phosphorylation. Gene Ontology annotation, molecular function: ATP binding; protein kinase activity. The coding region runs from base 1 to 3336 and encodes 1111 amino acids. Lineage: Eukaryota; Euglenozoa; Kinetoplastea; Trypanosomatida; Trypanosomatidae. The record is from RefSeq and is a predicted model, not a curated record. The transcript has a single exon.